Carlito syrichta (Philippine tarsier) is the source of this 414-nucleotide messenger RNA. It is a transcript of the gene MPC1L, whose product is annotated as mitochondrial pyruvate carrier 1 like. NCBI's taxonomy places the organism in Eukaryota, Metazoa, Chordata, Mammalia, Primates, Tarsiidae. Gene Ontology annotation, biological process: pyruvate import into mitochondria. The transcript has a single exon. Gene Ontology annotation, cellular component: mitochondrial inner membrane. Bases 1 to 414 code for a protein of 137 amino acids. The record is from RefSeq and is a predicted model, not a curated record.
AUGGCGGGGAUGGCAGCACUAUGGCGGAAGACGAGAGAUUACGUGCGAACCAAGGAGUUUCGGGAUUACCUGACCAGCACACACUUCUGGGGUCCCAUGGCCAACUGGGGCAUUCCGCUGGCCGCCUUUAGAGACUUGAGGGCAACGCCGGACAUCAUCAGUGGCCGCAUGACAACAGCGCUCCUCUUCUACUCGAUGGCCUUCAUGCGCUUCGCCUACCGCGUACAGCCCCGAAACCUGCUGCUGAUGUCGUGCCACUGCACCAACGUGGUGGCACAGAGCCUGCAAGGGGGCCGCUUCCUACGCUACCAUUAUGGCGGCGGUGCCCAGUCGGCCGCCGCGGCUGAAGCCGGCCACCCUCCGGCCGCCACCUCUGCCAGCCCCAGCCCUCAGCCCCCGAAACAAGCUUCCUAA